Molecule: messenger RNA, 5251 nt
Organism: Xyrichtys novacula (pearly razorfish)
Lineage: Eukaryota; Metazoa; Chordata; Actinopteri; Labriformes; Labridae
Source: the annotation of a GenBank genome assembly
AAAAAAGGUUGGUGUGACGGUAAAACCGCACAGGUAAGUGAUCUGAGUAUCACUUUUCAUUCAUACGAGCAUCAAUUAGUGUCUGUGCACGUCGCCUCUUUUCAAAUCAGUAAGACAAGCCUGGAUUGAAGGUUCUCCUCUGAAGUAAUUAUAUCUGCUCUUGUUUUGUGCCGAGGACACACAAAGACUCCAGUUAGUCUGGGCACUCCGAUCAUCAGACGAGUGACUGACAGGGACUGAGAGGUAGAACAACACACACACACACUCACACACUCUCACACACACAGACAGUAUCAGCUUUCAUAGUUGAAUUUAACAUGAGGCACAGGGAAGCAAGUUGAAACAUGGAGAAGAUCUGAUCGGAGAAAUUAAACGGUUUCACAUCAUUUGGUGUCACCAGCUGUGAAAUGUUUGAUUAAUGCUCAUUUGAUCUUGAAGUUGUUGAGUUUUAAAAGGCUGAGGCUGAAUCACGGUUAGAUAGAGUUUUCCAACACUCAGGACAACACAACUAACGCUCAGCUGAGUUUUUACUCACGUGGUUUUGGGUGGUUUGAUUGAACUCUCUGGUGAAAAGUAAGCGAUCAAUGAAGAAGGGGUAGUUUUUUUAGAUGUGAGUGCCCCCAAGUCCUCCUAAAGUCUUAAAAAAUGAGGGCAGAAGUGUCCUCUUGGAUACUGUGGUAGAAAAAAAACACCUUAAAUGCAUUCUCAGGUGCUGUUUUUAUGUAAAAUGCAUGAAAAAUGGCUUCAUAGCUCUAUAUUUAGCUUAAGUAACCUUCCUCUGGAUACUUUACCAGUUCAUAAAAUCUGAAAAGAGAGAGCCCCCAAUGGUAAGAAAGAAAAAAGUGCCUUCUGGAUGCUCUGACACAUAAAAAAGUACCCUCAAAAGUCCUUCCAGAGUAAAAAUGUGAAAAAGUGUCCUCUGAAUGCACUUUGAGCAUACAUAAUACAAAAAAAACCUUCAUGGAUACUCUACCUGUUGAUAAAAUCUUGAAGAUAGAGCCCCUUGAAUGCACUUCCAGUUUAUAAAAUGCAGCACAAAUUUGAACCUGCAUGUCCUUCCAGUGUAAAAAACAUGAAAAAGUGUCCUCUGGGUAAUUUAUCCCCAGAUAACAUCUAAAAAAAAGUGCUCCUGGAUGCGCUGUGAGUGUAAAAAGCAUGAAAAAAGUGUCUUCUGGAUGCUCUUCCGGUAUAUGAAAUGCAUAAAAUAUUUGAACCUGCAUGUCCUUUUAGUGUAAAAACAUGAAAAAAGUGUCCUCUGGAUAAUUUAGCCCUGGAUAACAUUCUUAAAAAGUGCUCAUGGAUGCCCUGUGAGCCUAAAAAGCAUGAAAAAAGCGUCUUCUGGAUGCUCUUCCGGUAUAUGAAAUGUAAAAAGGCAAAUCUUUCUAGAGUCUGCAGCAGGAAGUUGCAUUGAAUUUUUAAUUUCUCACUAAUAAAUGUUGCAUAAAUAUUCACCAGUCAGCAGGGAGUUAAGAGUUAGUAAACUUUCCCAAACUCUGCUCUCAUUAGCUUUGUCUUAUCAUGUCUAAUUGAAUCCCACAGUUCACCGUUAUUUUAGUUCAGUUGUUCAGAGCUGCUCAUCUUUAUCAAUAAUUGGUGUUUUAUCCGUGUCUGUUUUAUACUACUCUGUUCACAGAUCUCAGAUUUUAUGAUUGUUUCCUCUCCUCUAAACAGAGGAUCGUUUCCUCUACUCCUGAAAGAAAAUAAUACACGACAUGGCCAACUCCUCUCUGAACACUGUUCACACUUUGACGCCCUUCUGAACUCCUUAUGGGACCAGAUUCGGUGAAUACAGCGACGUGAAAACGAUAGGCCUCCAGCAUUGUGCUCUCACUUUGUAAAGAAACAGAGAGCCGAGAGCUGCCUCCCUCUCAUGGAGCUGCACUGAAACUCGGCAGCAGCAGGAACUCGGCCGCCCCUAACCCUCAUGGGAAGUGAAAGGUGACUGGGUUAAUGGCGUAUUGACAAGCAGGACGCCGGGAGUGUGGAGAUGAUCAGGAAGCGCCCACAUGCAGCAAUGGGAGGUGUGGCGAGGGCGAGUGGAGGAGAACAAAAGGAAUUCACAACACCUGGAACAAAGCAAAGGAAGAGGGGUCAACGUGGAGACAGAGUUUGGAAAAGAUCCCAGCAGAGGACGUGUGAUGGAUGGAGGGCUGUGUCUCUGAGUCAUCCUGUUAUUACCUGAGACCCACUUUCACUUUUAGUACCAUUAAACACAGCCUCUGUAGGCAGGGAAAGAACAGCAUAUGUUUCCACCUUGGUGUCAGCCUUUGGUUUUUGUAUGUCUUCUUCAAUUUGCUUGAUGUCUCUUUGGCUCAGCUCCUUGAAUGUUUUAACUUAAUCAUUGUUUUUUGUUGCCUCCUCUCUUUUUUGGUCUUCAGUUAUCUCAGGACUCUAUAGCAGGUCUAGAAUGUAGUCUUACAAUCUACAAAAACCCUUUGUUAAUCCACCAUGAGCUAACAUUUUGCAACGUUUGACGACAGUUGCAUGGAAAAAAAAACACCGCUUAGCAGGCAGAAACCUUGAGCAGGACCAGAUUGGUGAAUAGCCAUCUGCCUUGGCUGAAUGGGAGUUAGAGUGGGAUUGAAAGAAAGCCAGGAAGAGAGAGGUGACAAGGGACAAAAAGACAUAGAAUUAAGUUCUUUUACAUUCCUAAUAGUCAGAAGCAUUUUACUGUACGGAAAUGGGCCGAAACUUCUAUUUCCAAAUAUAUCCAAAUGGAAGAAAAGCCUGUAGAAGCAAGAAACCAGAUAUUUGGGAUAAAUGUUGAGGAAAUUUGUGCAACAUUUUCUUCUGAAGAUUGUAAAAGACUCCUAAAUUAUCAAGAUUUGUCUGCAAAAAUUACACUGGCUCAGAUAAUGUACCAAGACACUUCAGCAACUGACAGCUUCAGAUUUGGUUCAAACUGCACAUCAGUGAAGUCAUGAGUGGAAAAUGAGAUUCUUUGGUAUAUUUCAUAUUUCAUUUCAUAAGAACUCCUAUGAGAGGAGAAGCAGGGGACUAAACUGACAAUUUGUGUGAAACAUCGCCCUCUGCUGGUUAUUUACCCUCCCUACACUGGACUGAUGUGGAAAUUAUAACUCCAAUCAUGAAAAUAUUUGGCUGAAAAAUACUCUGAAUCUGUCACCAAUAAGGCUUGACAAACAAAAUAACAUAUAAUUUAUUCAUUUUGUUUAAAACAACAGAUUUUUGUUCAUUAUUUUUGUUUGUUUUGAUUCCAAGCAGAAGUUUCCCGGCAACAGGUGAUCCAAAGGUGAGAGACGAUGGGGGUGGAAAAGGUCAGCAGCCUUAACUUCACGUUUACAUUUUAAAACCGUCUGAUAAUUUGCACAGACUUUGUCUUUUAACCACAUUUUUGUCUUUCUUCACCCGAAUUUCAGGACAUAAAUGACUCUCUUCAGAAAAGAGGGAUAAGACGAGAUGUUGAUGUCUGCCAGCUCAGCCUUGUCAAAAAGUAAGCCAAACUUUUCUGGACUUUUAAACAAUUUUUUUUUUUCCUGACUGCAGCUACAGAAGAAAUUUACCAUAAAACUGUGAAAUUAUUCUACUGAAAUCAAAUAUUUUUCCAUUUUAAUGAGCAGAAAACUCACCAGCGUCCCUGACUUAUCACGGUUUCACUUCCUGAGGGAGCUGAGGUUGAAUAACAACAAGGUAAACUUCUUUAAAACUUUUCAUAUUUCAGCAACAGGAGGAUUUUUUAUGAAGUAAAUGUGUGAUUGAAUUAUUUUUCAGAUCAGAGAGCUCAGCUGCCACUCCAUCAACUGCUGUCUGACUGAACUCUACCUCCACAACAACAACAUCAAGUCUAUCUCAGGUGAAUCUCAGUUUCUUAUUUCAUCUCUGUGUGAGUGGAAAAGUCCUGGAGGGCAAAGUGGAGGGUGGAUGGUAAAGUUUUAGAUCCGUAUCCCAGAAUAGAGAGGAUAUGAACAGGAAAAAUAAUUGUAAUUUAGAGGUGAAAACUGUCUUUUUAAAGAAUAAGAAGUUGAUAUUGUGCUAAAAAACAGAUGAUAGAUGAAGAAGAAGUGGCAGACCACCUGUGAGCCGACUGAAGCAGCCCCCUGAGGGAUGAUUCGGCACUUUUUUAACGUUGGAACUUGUGACUGAACAUUUAAACUGUCUGACCGUCUUCAUUCAGCUCUGAAGCAGUAUCCUUCAAAAUAAUAGCGCAAUUUGACAAUGCAGGAAAUAAAGUAACAUGUGCAACACACAAAAACUAUUGACUAUUCUCAUCAAUAUCUGUCUGGUGUUGAAGACAAGUUCACUGUAAAUAACUUGAUUCAAAGACACAGAUCCUCUUUGAUCGUCUCCUCUCUGUCUCUCUUACAGGAGCCUUAAACCAUCUGACCUGCCUCAGGCUUCUUCAUCUGCACAACAACCAGAUCAGAGGACUGGACGACACCAUGCAUGAGCUCAGGAGGAUGCAGCAGCUCCAAACUGCGAGUGAGUGCAGAGAGAAAAAUCUUAAACCUGCAAUAAUAAAGAAACACACUGAAUAAAUUCUCUAUGAGUGUAAGAUUACAGAGUAGGUUGAGAAUAUGUUUGUAAUUAAUGUUUUUUGCAGCUUUCUACCUCAAUCCCAUUUCCCAUGAGCCCGGGUAUCGCCUCCACGUAAUCCACCACCUGCCAUCCGUCCAGGUGUUGGAUGAAAAAGGUAAAACCUGUCAGCCUUUAUCUUCAUACUCUUGUAUUUUCCUGUUUACUUAGUCACUAUGCAUCUCUUUCUGUCAUUCUUUCAGAGGUGAAGUCAGCAGAGAGGAGGAGGGCCUUCGAGAUUUACAGAUGGGAGCGCCAUCGUGUCCUCCAGUCUGUGGCCUUCUGCAGACGGGCAGAAUAGUCCACGAACUGUGAUCUAAAGAAGUAAAACUGUUUCAUUUCACACACUGAAGUCUGUUUACGGGCCUUUCAGUGGGGAGAGAAACAUCAUAUCAUGACACAAGAAAAGGGUAUCACCUUAAGUCCUCUUAAAAUAACAGAUGGCGUGCCUCAGGGCUCUGUUUUAGGACCACUGCUGUUUACAAUUUAUAGCAAGAGGAUUGUUAAAAAUGUCUCCAACACAAACUUGAAUUUGUAUGCGGACGAUACUGUUAUUUACUGCUCUGCUUCAACACAAUUUCAGGCUCUAGGUCACUUAAAAGAUGCUUUUGAUAGUGUGCAGGAGACCUUAAUUCUGUCUGCCCCCCAGAGCACAUUCAACAAGAUUUAUAUUGUAAAAAAACUGUACUGACUGCAGGCUCUCUUUUUAAACAUUAAAAAA